CGAAUCCAGGUACAUGUAUAACGUGCAGCAGACAGCUGGAUGAUCGUGUACCAUGCAGCAGCACAAAAGCUUCACCACCAUCCGCUCCUCCCAUCACAGAUUGACCCAGCAACCCCGGAGCGUUAUACGAUUAAUCCGCGCCGAGCGCACAGGCAAGCCCUGAGGUAGUUAUUGGGCCGCACUCUGGUCUUACAGAAGAGUCGUUCGGCUCUACUGGAUCAAUAAGCACAGCAAUCGGACAAGCGCUCUAGCGUGGGAAGGAGGACAAACAAGCGUCAGCAUGGGUAUCAAAGGUUUGACCAGUCUGAUAUCGGACGAAGCACCGAGUGCGAUCAAGGAGCGUGACUUCAAAUCCUACUUCGGUCGCAAAGUCGCCAUUGAUGCCAGUAUGAGCCUGUACCAGUUUCUCAUUGCUGUGAGGCAGAGCGAUGGGCAACAAUUGAUGAGCGACACUGGAGAGACGACCAGUCAUCUCAUGGGUUUCUUCUACCGAACGCUUCGAAUGAUAGACGGAGGCAUCAAACCUAUGUACGUGUUUGAUGGUAAGCCUCCAGACCUCAAAUCUAAAGUUCUCGAAGCUCGUUUUGGCAAGCGGAACGAAGCAGCAGACCAAGCAGAGGAGGAAAAGGACAUCGCGACGGAGGAGCGCGCAGACCAGCUUGCACGGAGACAAGUCAGACCUACGAGACAACACAACGAAGAAGUCAGGGAAUUGCUGAAGCUCAUGGGCAUCCCUUGCAUCACUUCACCUUCCGAAGCUGAGGCUCAGUGCGCCGAAUUGGUCAAAGCCGGCAAGGUGUUUGCGGCCGGAUCAGAAGACAUGGACACCUUGACUUUUGGGACGCCCAUCUUGCUCAAACACUUGACCUACUCCGAAGCGAAGAAGAUGCCAAUCCACGAAGUGCAUCUGGAAGAGGCGAGAGAAGGCCUUGGCUUGACCAUGGAUCAGUUCAUCGACCUGUGCAUCUUGUGCGGCUGCGACUACAUGGAGCAAAUGAAGGGCAUUGGACCCAAGACGGCUCUGAAACUCAUCAAAGAGCACGAGAACCUGGAAGGAGUCAUGUCGCACAUCGAAGACGAGACCGCGGAGAAGCAAAAGGAUGGCAAAAAGUCAAAAUAUGGUGUGCCUGAGAUCUGGCCUUACAAGGAAGCGCGGGAAAUUUUCAAACAUCCAGACGUACACAAGGGUGCCGAGCUGGACUUGAAUUGGGAGAAGCCUGAUGUAGAGGGUCUGGUCAAGUUCCUGUGCACCGACCGAGGCUUUAGUGAGGAUCGAGUGAGAAAAGGGGCGGAACGGUUGACCAAGGCCAUUGGCCAAAAGCAGCAAGGACGACUAGAAAGCUUCUUCGGAGCUGUACCGAAACGUAAAGCAGAGGAUUCGCAGGAGGACAAGAAGGGCGCAAAGAAAUCCAAGGCCACUCCUGCCAAGGGUAAGAAAAAAUGAUCUGACCAAGUUACGCAGGGCGAGCGACGUUCAUUUGUUGUACACGUAGUCAUCAACUCUUUGCAAAAUCAGAGUCGCCCCUCAUGCGUUUUGAGCAGAUCGCGACGACGUGUGUCUCUAUACGGGACCUGCAGAGAGUGCCUGUGCUGCGCUUCAGCUCAAUCGUGAAGCUGCACA
This is a messenger RNA of Ceraceosorus guamensis, 1621 nucleotides long. RefSeq names its product flap endonuclease 1. Gene Ontology annotation, cellular component: nucleus; cytoplasm. Gene Ontology annotation, molecular function: 5'-flap endonuclease activity; DNA binding; 5'-3' exonuclease activity. The coding region runs from base 281 to 1444 and encodes 387 amino acids. The transcript is spliced from 10 exons. The record is from RefSeq and is a predicted model, not a curated record. Lineage: Eukaryota; Fungi; Basidiomycota; Exobasidiomycetes; Ceraceosorales; Ceraceosoraceae.